Messenger RNA from Rhododendron vialii, 2122 nucleotides. Its product is annotated as sodium-dependent phosphate transport protein 1, chloroplastic-like. Gene Ontology annotation, biological process: transmembrane transport. The transcript is spliced from 10 exons. Gene Ontology annotation, molecular function: transmembrane transporter activity. The record is from RefSeq and is a predicted model, not a curated record. The coding region runs from base 170 to 1756 and encodes 528 amino acids. Lineage: Eukaryota; Viridiplantae; Streptophyta; Magnoliopsida; Ericales; Ericaceae.
UUUUUCCUCCAACAAACGCCAAAAUCUCAAGAACAAAAAUCACUCUCUCUCUCUCUCUCUCUCUCUCCCUCUCACACACACACACACACACACACACACACAGUGCUGCGUUUUGUUAUUGUGAACAGUCUGUAGCUGUAGCUGUAGCGAGUUCAUCGCUCUCGCAGCCAUGAACGCGAGAGCCCUUCUAAUCUCUCUCCCCACCGAUUUCCACUCAUCUCCCAAACACAACUUCCCGCCGGACAUUUCCGUUUCGAGAAAGAUUUCCUGUUCCGAAUCGCUGUUUCGUCUCCGUUUUCUCCCGGCCGACCGCGCAGGAAAUCGUCGCGUUUCGUCUCCGUUUUCUGACGGUUCGGUUCGGAGAAGAGUUGGGAGAGUGUGGGCGGAAGUGAAGUCGGACUCGGCGCCCAAGGCAGUGAAAUUGGAGGACGCCUUGGGCGAUGUCGUUUUCAAAAGGGAGGGGGACGAUGUUGAUGGCGAAUUGGAGAGUGCGGUUCCGUGGUGGGAAGAGUUCCCGAAGCGUUGGGUGAUUGUAGUCCUCUGCUUUUCUGCGUUUCUACUCUGCAAUAUGGAUAGAGUAAACAUGAGCAUUGCCAUACUUCCCAUGUCCCAAGAGUUCAAAUGGAAUCCAGCAACAGUUGGCUUGAUACAAUCUUCAUUUUUCUGGGGCUACCUUCUCACCCAGAUUGCUGGAGGUAUUUGGGCAGACAAAGUUGGUGGAAAGGUGGUCUUGGCAUUUGGUGUGGUUUGGUGGUCUGUUGCCACAGCUCUGACACCCGUUGCUGCGAAGGUUGGCUUGCCCUUCUUGCUUGUGGUUCGUGCCUUAAUGGGAAUUGGCGAGGGUGUUGCCAUGCCAGCUAUGAAUAAUCUCCUAUCAAAGUGGGUACCUGUAGCAGAAAGGAGUAGAUCCUUGGCCCUAGUGUAUAGUGGCAUGUACCUUGGAUCUGUUACUGGCCUGGCAUUUUCACCCUUUCUGAUACACGAUUUUGGGUGGCCAUCUGUCUUUUACUCUUUUGGUUCUCUAGGCACUGUUUGGGUUGCAGUGUGGCUCAGUAAGGCACACAGUUCACCUCUUGAAGAUCCUGAACUGCGGCCUGAGGAAAAGAAGUUAAUUCUCAGGAAUAGCAUGUCGAAGGAGCCUGUUAAAUCGAUACCUUGGAGAUUAAUCUUGUCAAAAUCACCUGUGUGGGCCUUAAUAGUCUGUCACUUCUGUCACAAUUGGGGAACAUUUAUUCUUCUAACAUGGAUGCCUACUUACUAUAACCAGGUCUUGAAGUUCAAUCUCACGGAUUCUGGGCUCUUAUGUGUACUUCCUUGGCUGACGAUGGCAUUUUCUGCAAACCUUGGUGGGUGGAUUGCAGACACGCUGGUGAGCAAGGGUUUAUCUGUGACCAUCGUACGGAAGAUCAUGCAGAGCAUUGGAUUUCUUGGCCCUGCUUUUUUCCUAACUCAGUUGAGCCAUGUUAAUUCUCCUGCAAUGGCUGUCUUGUGCAUGGCAUGCAGUCAGGGAACUGAUGCAUUCUCACAGUCUGGUUUGUAUUCAAACCAUCAAGAUAUUGCCCCUCGAUAUUCGGGGGUAAUGCUUGGUUUAUCCAAUACUGCUGGAGUCCUGGCAGGUGUUUUUGGAACAGCAGCAACUGGUUACAUCUUGCAACAUGGUUCUUGGGAUGAUGUCUUCAAGGUUUCGGUCGGGCUCUAUCUUUUUGGAACAGUGGUCUGGAACCUUUUCUCUACCGGCGAGAAAAUCAUCGACUAAAAAUCAUAAGAAUAGCUCAUUAGGAUGGGGAAAAUCAGACUUUUCCACUCCCCGACAAGAGAAAUUGAUAGAAGUUAGAUCAAUUGAACGGGAGAAAAAUGGAAGAUCAUUCAUUUCGUUGUUUGGCUUGAGCGGCCGAAUUUUUUUGAACACCACGCGGAGAGCUCGGAAGGAGAAUGACAAGAAUGCCCUGUGCAAUCUCCGUGAGGGGAUGAUAAAUAUGCUAAAAUAUCAUUGACACAACUUGUACAUGUCAUGACACCCACAUACCAACACACCAAUUUAUAAUACUGCAACAUUAUUUGCAGUAUAGUUGCACUCUUGUAAAGAUUCUUAGUAUUUUUUGAGUAAUUAUUUUUUGUUUUA